AUGAAAGAUAAUUCGUAUGCGUUAGCAGUUGGGAGCAUCAUGUAUGCUCAGGUCUGUACCCGUAUGGAUAUUGCUUUUGUGGUUGGAAUGUUGGGCAGGUACCUUAGCAAUCUAGGGAUGAAUUAUUGGAUAGUUAUUAAGAAAGUGUUGCGUUACCUACAACGGACAAAGGAUUUCGCACUCAUGUAUAGGAGAUUUGACCGUUUGGAGUUGGUUAGAUAUACAGAUGAAAAUUUUGCGGGCCGUCUUGACAGCAAGAAGUCCACCUCGGGCUAUGUAUUCAUGAUGGGUGGUGGAGCCAAAUUAUGGAAUAACGUGAAACAGUUGAUUACGACGUCUUCUACCAUAGAAGCGAAGUAUGUAGAUUGUCAUGAAGCCAUGAGUCAGGCGAUCUGGCUUUAG
Molecule: messenger RNA, 402 nt
Organism: Magnolia sinica
Lineage: Eukaryota; Viridiplantae; Streptophyta; Magnoliopsida; Magnoliales; Magnoliaceae
Product: secreted RxLR effector protein 161-like
Exons: 1
Coding region: 1-402 (133 amino acids)
Source: RefSeq, a predicted model, not a curated record